AUGCUGCAACCCCUUAACUUCUGCGCUGUCGCGCUUUUGGCAUUGACGGCCACCGCAAAGCAAACCUGCAAAUCUUCUCCUGGUGACUUGUCCUGGCCGUCGCAGAACGAAUGGAAUUCCCUCAACCAGUCUAUCCAAGGGACUCUCAUUAAGACGUCCCCAGCCGGCUCCUCGUGUUACCCCGGUAAUCCAUUCGAUUCUCCCGAGAACUGCACAGCAGUGAAAAACCAUUGGUCCUCCGCCGCAUACCAUGCUGCUUGGCCUGAGAGUAUCGACUACUCAAUCUACGCAAACAACUCGUGUUUGCCCCCAGGAGUAGAUGGAUACACAGCAGGGAAAGAAUGCAGUAUAGGUGGUUUGCCACAAUACAUCGUCAAUGCCUCGACUGAGCAUCAAGUUGCGACUGCGAUGAAAUGGGCAUCCCAGAGAGAUAUUCGGAUCGUUGUGAAGGGAACGGGACAUGAUCUCGGUGGACGAUCAACCGGUGCUUUCGCUCUUUCUAUCUGGACCCAUAAUUUCAAGCGCAUCCAAAGGCAUCCGCAGUGGCAUUUACCCGGAACGAACGACACGGCAGAUGUGGUUAUUUGCGGCAGUGGAAACAACUGGGGAACCGUUUACAAUGCAGUGCACAAGAUAAACCGAACGGUAGUUGGCGGGGAAGACGCCACAGUUGGCCUGGGUGGACUCAUUCAGAAUGGCGGACACGGGCUUCUCUCAAGCCAUCAUGGACUUGCAUCCGAUCAAGUCUAUCAGGUCACUGUCGUUACCACUGAGGGUCAACGGCUCGUCGCCAACGAUAUCCAAAAUCAAGAUCUGUUCUGGGCUGUUCGGGGUGCAGGUGGUGGUCAGUACGGAGUGGUUACAGAGUUCGUGCUGAAGACACACCCUGUUCCCAAGAAUGUGGUAACGGGAGGUUUCUCAUUUUUCCCGGCUCAGAACUCGAACGCCAGCGAGACUGCAUCCUGGAACGCUCUCGCUGAGAUAGCGGCCCAAAUCCCAGACUUGAUGGACAGCGGCCUGACUGGAACAGUCACAGCUUUGAACAAGAAAAAGGCAGUAUCUUACUUGGGACUGAAGCAAGAGAUGCCUGGUGUAUCCGGCAUGAUCAGCUUCACUGGGUUCAAUAUGACUAUGGAGUCAAUGAAUGCAUCAGUCAGCAACCUGGCUGCCCGACUCGAUCUUAACAACGUGAACAUCACUCUUCAAUCACCUUCUACAAAGAGCUACUGGGCUUCUACCAAGCCCGACUUCUCAGCCAGCAAUGCCGCAGGAUCUGUCAGCUUAAUGACAAGCCACCUUCUAGGCAGACGUGAGCUUUCAGAUAUCCCCCGGGAGAAACUGGUCAGUCAUCUCCAGGAGAUCAUGGUCUCCCAAAACACAACUGCGGGUACAAUGCUUCUUUUCGGGUUGCAGGCUGGAAAAGGCCCGGCUAGCGUCCCUGAAAUGAGACGUGGUAGCACCCUGCCUGCCUGGCGUGAAUCAUAUGUUCAUGCCAUGGCCUACAGUGCCUCUGUUGAUGCCACCGGUGACCCUAGCCAAUCUUUGAAAGCUGGCGCUGAUUGGAUCAACAAAGCCCAAGAGUCAGUCUGGAAGCAUUGGGCACCCCAUUCCGGGUCCUACAUGAACGAGGGCAACACAUUCAGCAUUAACUGGAAGCAUGACUUCUACGGGUCAAACUAUGAGCGGCUCCUUGAUGUGAAGCGCAAGUAUGACCCUAGCGGAAGCUUGUUUGUUUGGAGCGGAGUUGCAAGCGAUGAGUGGGAUUAUGACUUGAACAGUGGUCUGCUGUGCCGUGUAUAG
Molecule: messenger RNA, 1800 nt
Organism: Penicillium olsonii
Lineage: Eukaryota; Fungi; Ascomycota; Eurotiomycetes; Eurotiales; Aspergillaceae
Source: the annotation of a GenBank genome assembly